UCCCAUUUAACUGUUGUUUUUUGUGAAUUUAUUAAGGGCCUUUGGUGCCUAGCAUUACAAAUUCUACAAAUCUGAACAUGGUAUCCGUCAAUAUGCAUAUGUGUAUGAUACAAAUUAGUAACGAUUCGCCCCUUUCUCGAUUCGCUCCUCUCCCUCAUAGAAUCUGGAUUUGCCACUGUUUUAAUCUCACUACACCCUUGUUGAUAACGAUUUCGCCAUUGAUUUAGAUACUCGAUCUAUAUUUAACGGUUUUGAACUAUAAAACUGAUAAAUUUUAGGAAAAAGACUGGGAAAUUAUAAUGAUUUUGUUUCACCUUAAAAAUCAAAAAGGAAAUUUUAGUGAAGAAAUUUAAUUGAUAAAAACAAAGAACUAUUAAGUGUACCUGAUAUGUCUCUGAUAAAAAAGAUAUCGGUCAUUUUCAGUACCAGUUUUUUUCUUAUUUUAUUUUCAACAAUGGCAAUAAAUAUGUUUGUAUACAGUGAUUUUUUUACCCAAAAUUUACAGCCUGUAUAAGGUAGUCCUAAAUAUUAUAAGACCUGACGUAACACUUUUCAGGUUUUUUAUUCAUUUAUAUUGAUAUUUACGAUUUUUUAUUUUCACGUAACGUCAGGUCUUAACCACGAACUGCAUGCGGCCAUAGUGUAAAAAAGCAUUUUUCCGGGGGGAAAUGAUAUUUUCGGCGAAAAACAAGAUACUGCCUUAUAAGAUAAAUACUUUUUAUGUAAGUUAACACAAAAAUAUGCAAGAAAACUCACAGUCAUAAGUUGCUAUAUCCAUUUAUUCCGACAGAUACAUAAAUCCACUUCGUGUUGACCUCAUUUUGUGGAAAUCCCCAAUAUGCAAUAUACGGUCACGUGGGUGAUUCCCCAAACACGUGGGACGAAGUUUUUAUGGACGAAAUUUUUCCCGAUAAGAAACCCAACCAGUAUUAGGAAAAAUAAAUCAUUGUCAUUGAUAUUAUAUGUUUUUUAUUCAUUAAAACAGACGACAGAGACUUUUUGCAAAAAAACUGUUCCCGCGUAAAAUUUUUAAAAAAUUGCGCGGGCGAAAAUAAAAUUUCGUCUACAACAUGUACAAAUAUUUCGGCAAGUUUAUCUUACACCACAGGAACCUGGUAUCCUAUCCAUAUAACACCAAAAAUCGCCCUACACACUCAAUGACCCGAUGUACUGACCAGCAUCCAUAUACGUUUUCCUUCUCCGACAAGCCAUUGCGUGACGUCAGUCCAAAGUGAAAGUAAAUUGGUGUAAACUCCGUACAACCGGUAUCGGGCCGUAAGAACUCUGAAUGUAAGCAGAUGUCGCAACCAAAUUUCUUGGCUUUAAAAGGCCAUAGUUUUGUAUUGACAUGAUCUCAUGGAACAGGAAAACACAUUACAUUACAAAAUUAUGGCCUUUUAAAGCCAAGAAAUUGGUUGCGCCAUCUGCUUACAUUCAGAGUUCUUAUGGUCCGAUACCGGUUGUACGGAGUUUACACCAAUUUACUUUCGCUUUGGACUGACGUCACGCAAUGGCUUGUCGGAGUAGGAAAACGUAUGUAAAAUUGCGAAUAAGCGACCGUGUAGCCGAUAGAAAUUAAAUGAACUUCAGUGCAUGUGUGCAUGCAUAAACAAUGUCAUAUCUAAGAAGGUGGCGCAAAUUUCAUGCUGAAGCAACAGCUAUAGCACUUGAAAGCAGUAGCAGCGAAGAUGAAAUAUCUGCACUAGAUGAAAGAAACAGUAGUUGGAAUGAGUCUGAAAAUGCAUCAGGAUCAUCCGUAGAGGAAUCCGACAACUCGGUUGAUUCUGUAAAUGACUAUGGGUUUGUACAAAACAUAGAGUCUUCAGAUACAGAGACAUGUCAGUCUGACCCCGAUUUCUCUGAAAAUGAAGAACUUCCAUCCUUCCGUGAGAAACUGUCUGCUUGGGCAUCUACAAAUAAACUUACUAAAGGUACAGUUGAUGAGCUGUUGCAAAUACUUAAAAAGGAAGGCCAUGCAGAGUUGCCAAAAGAUAGUAGAACUUUGCUUCAGACACCAAGGACUGUUGACUGCGAAGACAAAUGCGGUGGAAAAUAUAUAUACUAUGGGCUACGAAAUGGGUUCCUUAAAAUCUUAACCCAUUCCGCUUUCACAGGAAAUUCUGAUCAUACUGAUCAUAUCAAUUUUAAUGUGAAUAUUGAUGGUAUACCAUUAUUCAAGUCUUCAGGGUCUCAGUUUUGGCCAAUUUUAUGCAGCAUACAAGGGUUUGGUCCAUUUUUAGUAGCACUGUAUUUUGGAAAUGCAAAACCAAACUCUUUGAAUGACUAUUUGUCAGAUUUUUUACAAGAACUUGAAGAUAUCCAGCAGAACGGAAUUACACAUAACUCCCAACAUUAUCAGAUGAAACUUAGAGCUUUUGUAUGUGAUGCUCCAGCAAGGGCUUUUUUAAAGGGAAUCAAAGGCCAUACAGGCUACUACGCAUGUGAAAGAUGCACUGUUAAAGGAUUUUGGAAAGGAAAUCGUAUUGUUUUUAUUUCAACAAAUGAUCAUCCUUCCAGAACUGACACAGAAUUUGAAAAUCGUAGUUACCCUGAUCACCAAACUUCUGAAACCCCACUUGUACAAUUUGGAAUUAGAUGUGUUACAUCUUUUUGUUUAGAUUAUAUGCAUCUUGUCUGCUUAGGUGUAGUAAAAAGAAUUCUUUGGUUUUUAAAGCAAGGUCCAAAUGAAUGUAAACUCUCACAGAGGCAGUUAUAUGAAAUAUCUGACAAAUUGCUAUCAUUUUCUGGGAAAAUGCCUUCUGAAUUUGCAAGACAGCCAAGAACUUUGACCGAAUUAGAAAGAUGGAAAGCAACAGAAUUCAGACAGUUUUUACUUUAUACAGGGCCUGUUGUUUUGCGGAAAAUUAUUUCAAAACAAAUGUACGAACACUUUCUCAGCUUGACUGUAGCCAUUUCAAUUCUACUCAAUUCAGAAGAUGAAAAAAGAGCAGCGUAUUUAAAUUAUGCUGAUAAUUUGUUAAAGUACUUUGUUGACAAAAGUAAGGACAUUUACAGUGAAAACUUUGUUGUAUAUAACAUUCAUGGUCUAAAGCAUUUGUGUGAUGAUGCACGGAAUUUGAACUGUUCUUUAAAUGAGAUAUCUGCAUUUCCAUAUGAAAACUACUUACAGUCGAUCAAACACAUGGUCAAAAAUUCAAAAAAUCCAAUUGUGCAAGUAACAAAACGUAUUGCAGAAAGAGAGUUUUCGAAAUGUGAAGACCUAAAAGUAGCAUCAACAUACACAACAGUAUCAACCAAACCAAGAAAUAGAUGCUUCAUGUUACUUAAUGAAACAUUUGUAUUUAUAAGGGAGAAAAGGGACAAUGGCAGAUUCGUGUGUGAUUUACUUCGACAGAGAGAUUGUGAGAAUUUUUUUACCACUCCCUGUGAAUCGAAAUUGAUCAAUGUAGUAUUUGUGAAAAAGAGAACAAGAAUGACAAGACGACUUGUAGAGAAGGAAGAAUUAGGUAGAAAAGCUGUGUGCCUGCCUUUUGAUGAUGGGUAUGUUCUUGUGCCCAUGUUACAUGGUGUGGAGAAGUAGUACAGGUUUAACAGAAUGUGGAUCCGAGCCGUCUGGAUAGAAAAGGGGGAAGAAGUCGAGGGUGUUAUUCCAGACGUGUGGGCAACAAAAGACCAUGUGUAUUGGCCCCCUGUUGCCAAUGCCGAAAAAAUGAUGAAGUCAAAGC
Messenger RNA from Ruditapes philippinarum (Manila clam), 3686 nucleotides. Its product is annotated as CLK4-associating serine/arginine rich protein-like. The record is from RefSeq and is a predicted model, not a curated record. The transcript has 3 exons. Lineage: Eukaryota; Metazoa; Mollusca; Bivalvia; Venerida; Veneridae. The coding region runs from base 1613 to 3541 and encodes 642 amino acids.